AUGUCAGAAAUUAAUUUUGGAAAAUUGAUUACCUCUGAGAAUCUAACCUAUUUCCAAUGCCCUAAUGUAUUCAAUGAAUAUACAUUUGUAAUAUGGGAAUAUCCUAUGGGUAAUGUAAUUGUGAAUGAAUAUGAUUAUAAAUUUGAACAUCCUUUACAAUUACAUCAUACUAAACAUCCAUUACCAAUAUGUCAAUAUGGUUGGAUUGAUCAAAUGAAUACAACAAUAGAUCAGCAUACUUAUUUAAAACGUUCACGUAGAUCCAUUGAAUCAAUUCCAUAUAUUACCAUCUCAAAAAGAAUUGAUCCUGAUGAUCCAACUGUUAUUUUACAAUGUCAUAUGCCGCCAAAUGAAGCAGAAAGUGUAUCAUUUAAUUAUCAAUGGUCAACAGUGGAAAGUGGAAAGAUUGGUGAUAGUGAAACAAUAGUUCGUCAACUAAUUAUUGAUCAUAUACCAGAUGAUGGUGUCAAACGAGAUACAUCAAUAACUUGUGAAGUAACUUCAUCUGAAACUGGAGAAAUUGUUGGUUCAAUUAAACUUGAUUUAGAACCUAAAUCUCUCAGUACAACUGGAAAGAUGGAAUUAUCUGAAACAACAACAGAGAUUUUCAGUUAUCGUAAUGGUGAAUCAUUGGAAUUACAUUGUGAAUUAGAAAAAGAUUUUGUUGGAACAGGAGAAAAUGUCAUCUGGACAUUCAAUGGUGGUACAUUACCAACUGGUACUAAUCGUUUAGAUAGAUUACGAACAAGUGUAAUUGUUAUUAAAGAAAUGGAAAAUAUUCAUGAAGGUCUUUAUGAAUGUCAACAAAAUUCGAAAAAAUUACGAGGUCAUAUCAUCAGAGCACCAACUAUUGUAACACUUAGUAUCCUACCAAAAGAAGAUGAAGCAUGGGCAAAUGCUGGUGAUAUUACUGAAUUUCAUUGUCGAUUAGAUGGUAGAGAAUAUGGUAAUCAAUUAAUCGAUUGGUAUUUUAUACCAGAAGGUGAUGAUCGUGAAAUUUCACUACAUAAUGAUGUUAAAAUUGAUAAUCCUGAUGCAACACCAUCUACAUCAUUUUUAAGUAUAAUGAAUGUACAAAAAUAUCAUGAAGGUUUAUAUGUGUGUAGAGCAUUAAAUUUAAGAGAUACUGCUAAAUUAAUUGUGAAAACAAGAGAUUUGUCGGUAACUCCUGAAGAGGUUAAAGCACGUCCUGGAACAACUGUACAAUUUUUAUGUGAAUUAUCUACAAUUACCGGUAUGAAAGGCGGUAAAGUAUUCUGGAUGCGUACAGAUCGUCAAGAUUUACGUCCUGGUAAAGAAGAAGUGAUAGGAACAAAUGGUGGUAGAGCUUUAUUAAUUGUUAAAGAUGUUGGUCGAUUCGAUCAUAAUAUAUCUUACAUGUGUACAGAUGGUUAUAGCAAAGGUUAUGCAAAACUAUACGUUCAAGAAGUUUGUGCACCAGGAUUUCGACCAUGUGGUUCACAAGAAUGUUUAGAAGAGACAAAAUUUUGUGAUGGAGUAGUGGAUUGUGAAGAUGGUUAUGAUGAAAUUCCUUCAAAAUGUAGUGAAUGUGGUGUCAAUGAAAAUGUUUGUGGUAUUGUGAAUGAUGUGAAACCAUUGAAAAAUUGUUAUUUACAAUUUUGGCAUUGUGAUGGUGAAGAUGAUUGUGGUAAUAAUUAUGAUGAAUCUAAUUGUCUUGCACCAAGUGUUUAUGAUCAAUGCAAUGGUACACAUUAUACUUGUCCACAAGGUGACAAAAUGAUAGCUCGAGCAUUUAUGUGUGAUUCAGUGCCAGAUUGUGAACCAAACGGAGAUGAUGAAAGUGAAUGCAGUUAUCCAAGUAUCAUUGAACCAUCUGGAGAAACACAUUUAAUAGGUCAUCAAUCAGAAAAUUUAACUUUAACAUGUGUAGCGUAUGGUCGACCACCUCCUACUAUAAGUUGGAGAUAUAAUUGGGGACAUUUAAGAGAAGGUGUAAAACAUUCUAUUAAUUAUACAGUUAUAAAUUGUAAUAUGGCAAUAAGUCAUUUAACUUUAUACGAUUUGGAAUCACGUGCAAGUGGUUUAUAUACAUGUGAAGCUGUGAAUCGUGGUCGUGCAUUAGCACCAGAUUUUUUAGUUAAUGUAGCUAAAGGUGGUAUUUGUAAAGCGCCACAAUUUAAUGAUGCUGCAUGGUUUGAUGAUAUGUGUUUAACAUGUUAUUGUUCAAAUGUAACAGAUAAAUGUACAAGUGUAAAAGGUUAUCGAAAAUCACCUCAUGAUCUAAUGUUCGACUAUAAAACAACUCCAAUCAUAUUAAGUACAUAUAAUCAAGAUGGAAGUGUUGAAGAAGGUCAAGGUGUAACUGAAAUCGACGGAGAUAUACUUCGUAUACCUGAUGUUCCUAAUGAAGCAACAUUUGUUGAAAGUGAUUUUAAUCUUUCAGGUUCAUGGGUGAAAUCUUAUGGAUAUGAUAUAAUAUUAAAUCUUCGUCUAUUUGGUGAAAGUUUAAAUUAUCUUCCUGGACCAUUUAUUAUCUUGAAUUCAACAGAUCGAUCAAUUUAUUGGUGUCCACCAAAUGAUCGUUUAUUAGUUCAUAUUAUACCAACUGGUUAUGAUAAUCGAAUUCAUAUACGAUUAACUGAACGUGAUAAAUGGUAUAUUGAUAAUAAAUGUAAACAUACAAUUGAACAAACCAUUGGUCGAUCUGGUUUUAUGCAAGUAUUAAGUAAUGUGAAAAAAAUUAGUUUACGUGUAAAAUAUUAUCAAGAUCAAACUACAUUAGAAUUAUUUAAUGUAAAAGUUGAACAUGCUAUUAAAUCAGAUGUACCAGGACAAUGGGUAGGAGAAAUUGAAGAAUGUAUAUGUCCACAUGGUUAUGAAGGUCUUUCAUGUGAGAAAUGUGCACCGGGUUAUCAAAAAGAUCCUGAUAAUCCAUUAAAAUGUCGACCAUAUUGUGCUUGUGAUAAAUGUGAUACUGAAGGAAAUUGUAUUGAAUGUCCAGGAAAACGUGCUGGACCAAGAUGUCAACAAUGUAAAGAUGGUUAUUAUAGACCAGAUAAAAGUUUAUUAAUAACUGAUUGUCAACCAUGUGAUAUGUGUGGAAAUAAUUUACCAUAUGUUGUCAAGACAUGUCACUUUAAUCCACAAGGUGAUGAUGAUUAUUUUUGUAAAUGUCGAAUAAGUGAAGAUAAUAAAUUAAUAAAUCCUAAUUGUGAUCGUUGUCAAUUAGCAAUAGAUAGUGGUGAGGAAUUACCAGUUGAUGCAAAAUGUGAUACUAAAUCACAACCAAUUGAUUGUCAUUAUCAUGGAACUCAAUUAACAUCAGAUAAUGGAGAUUGUCAAUGUAAAACUGGAUACACUGGUGUAAAAUGUGAUGAAUGUGAAGAAGGCUAUUUCAAUUAUAUGGGACAAUGUUUACAAUGUUAUUGUUCUGGGAAAACAUCAUCAUGUCGUUUAUCAGAUGAACAUUAUUUCUGGAAUAUAACAACGGAGGAUUCAGCUGGUUUCGGUUUUAAUGUUUGGCUUGGUCAACGAACCGAUAUGGGUGGAUUACAACGUAAUGAAUAUACACCAGAUGGAAAUCCACGUAUUGAACGUGAAUUAGAUAAUUUUUAUGUUAAAUAUCCAUUAAAUAAUAAAGGAAUAAUUCAUUUUGGUAUUAAUCUAAUUCCACCUAAACCAUCAUCUCUAACACAAAAUGAUGUCGCAAUUUAUAAAUAUAUGUAUGGAGGUAAAAUGUCAUUCAGAAUUGAUUCUAUCAAAUUGAAUCCAAAUGAAUUAACCCAACGUGAAGCAAGUGUUGUUGUAGAACUUGAGUCACCUCGUUAUGGACGUAUAUGGACAUUAGCAACAUAUAAUUUAACAACCCAACGUUAUGAAAUAGAAUUUCAUGAAAAUUGGUGGCCAGGUGGUUGGCAUUUAGGUACACCAUUAACAUUAUAUGAUACAUCAAUGAGUUUAACAAGAAAUCAAUUAUUAAGAUUCUUAGUAACAACAACAAAUAUUGGUAUUAUAACAAGUAGUGGAAAUAGUGAAUCAUUAAAUGAUAUCAAAUUAUCUGGUCUAUCAAUACAAAUUAGUAUACCAAUUAAAACAAAUGAACGUCAAUUAUUUGCUAAUGAACAAGGUUUAAUAAAAGCACCAGUUGAAAUAUGUAAUUGUCCAAAUCAAUCAAAUUCAUUAAAUGAACGUGAAUUAUCACCAAGUUGUGAAGGUUGUACUGAUCUAUCAAAACAAACGGUUAUUCGUUUAGAACCUCUUGGUGAAGAUGUUCAAUGUGGAGGUUGUUUAGGUGAUAAAUGUAAAGAAUGUUCUGAAGGUGAAUAUAUUUAUGAUAUAUACAGUGGGAAACGUUUUGAUACAUGUCAAAAAGCUGUUACCAUUGAUACUAAAUCACGUCGUGUUAUUGUCAAAUUAAGUGAACCAAUUAAUUUAAUUUGUAAAGUUACAUCCUAUCGUGGUGGCCUAGUAACACAUGAAUGGAUUACACCAAAUAAUGAAUAUGCUAGUCAACCAAUUAUAAGUCGACAAUAUUUAACUAAACCUAAUUAUUAUACUACUAAAGAGAAUUUGACUACUUAUCAAUCAGAAGCUUUAUUACAAAUUAAAUUUGCUAAACCAGAAGAUGCUGGUGAAUAUAAAUGUAUUGCAAAAGGAGUUGGAACUGAAGUAAAAGAAACAUUUUAUGUUGUAGUUAUUGAUCCUGAUGUUGCAUCACCACCUGAUGUACCUGAAGAUGAUGAAAUCAAUAGAAAAUUCCCAUUACCUACACCGCCAAUACUUGACCCACCAGUUUUAACAGUUUAUGAAAUAAAAAAAGAUCCAGAUAAUCCACAAAUAACACUGAUUAGUGGUCAAGUGAAACCUGAAAUAUUAGAUACUCAUCAUACCAUUUGGUAUUCUAUUAAUGGAACUCUUAUUCCUGGAAAAACUGAAAUUACAGAUACUGCACGUGGAGCAUUUACAGUUCAAUUAACAAUACCAUAUGAAACAAUUAAAUUAGGAAAUGAUUCAAUUAUAGGUUAUUUCAUAGGUAAAGAUCCUAUUUAUACACCUCAAUGGACAAGAAUGAUGAAACCAAUUAUUAUAGAUACAGAAGCCGAUGAAAUUACCCCAGAUGAUAUUAUUAAUCCACCAACUGAGAUAACUUUUCCAUUUAUGCAACCAUAUAUUGUGCAAGUAAGAACAAAACCAGGUAAAGAAGAUAUUAGUGUUAAUUGGAAGAAAAUUGGACCACUUCCUGAAACAAUAAAAGAAAAGAAAGAUGAUGAAAUAAAGAUAUUAGAUUCCGAUUCAACUCUCCCUGAAGGUACAUCACAAGAUAAAACGAAUUUGAAUAUUUGGGCUGCUGCUGAACAACAUGAAGGAAUUUAUGAAGGAAUUGUUUUACGUGAUAGAGAUGGUGUUGAAGUUAAACGUAUUCAAACAAUAAUACGUGUUCAACCAAUGACUAGUGGUAGUAAAACAGAAUUAGGUCUUGCUGAAGCAGCUGAACCAAUUGAAUCCGAAGUUGAUGAUGACGAUGAUGAGAAGGAAGAAGAAUUGCCAACAUGGGAUUUUAUCGUUGGAGGUUUUACUCCUGAUGCUAAACAUUGUGAAACACCUACUUGGACAAUUGUUGAUUAUCAAUUAAACAAAACCACUGAUAUAACUAACAAAGUGAUUCGUACAUCAGAUGAAAAUUUCCGUGUUAAUUAUCCAUUAACAAGUGGUUUAUAUAUACGAUUUCAAUGUAAACCAAUUCCAAUGAGUAAUUUAACUGGUGAAAUUAAAUUUAAUAUAUCAUCACCGGAUCCAAGAAUUAUUCUUAAACCAAUUUAUGAUAAUCCAGACUCAACAUUUCCAACAAGAUUGGUUUGUAUGGAUUUGAAUCCGGAAUAUGAUUCAUCAGUGAACCUUAGUUCAUCAUCAAUGAGUCAAGAAAUGAUAUCUCAUGCAAUUACUUCAAGUGAACAAAAACUUAUUAUUCGAAAAGGUGAUAUACCUCCUAUACGUCGAUUAGAAAUGGAUUGGAGACGUAUUGGAGAAUUUGAUCCAUUUAAUGAUGAUGGUUAUUUUACAUGUUUUGUAAAUAAUACUGAAACAAAUGGAUCAAAAACUAUCAAAUUACCAAGUGAUAAAGUACCUAUUCAAUGUACGUUUUGA
Messenger RNA from Schistosoma curassoni, 6105 nucleotides. The record is from the annotation of a GenBank genome assembly. NCBI's taxonomy places the organism in Eukaryota, Metazoa, Platyhelminthes, Trematoda, Strigeidida, Schistosomatidae.